AUGGGAAGACCGGCCAGGAAAGGUGCCGGCACGGCGAAGCUCCACACCCUGAGCAUCCUCCUGAGCCUCCUGGUCCCCGCUCACCUCACCAGGUCACCCGACUGUGGCGGCAUCCUCACCCCAUCAGGACUGAGCUACUUCGCUGAAGUUUCAAAGCCCUAUGCAGAGGCAAUCCUCCAGCAAGAGUUCCUGACCCCGACAGCCCCAGACCUGUUUCCCGACUCCCCGAACAGGAACCAAAUUGACUCUGUCAAGGUCGCCGAGCUGUCCCUGUCGCUCAUCCUCUACAGCGGGCUGCGGCUCAGCAUCGAUGUGGACCUCGGCAUCACACCCACCCCCUCGACCACCAAGGUGAUGAGGCUGUCCAUCCUGGCCGACCUCCACAUGGAUAUGAGCCCCGAAGGGAACCUGGAACUGGUGACCUCCAGCUGCAAACCCACCGUGGAGGAGCUGCAGAGCACCGAGGAGAUGGAAAGCAACUCCUCUAGUUCAGACAUGGACAAGGAGAUUAACAUCGAUAAGAUUUGCUCAGAAGUCUCCAAAUUGCUGUUUUUGCCAGAUCAACAGCUGAUGUCUCUGACAACACUGUUCCCUGUCACACCAAGCUGCCAGCUCCAGUACCGGCCCCUGGCUGCACCCCUGUUCUCCGAGCAGGGAAUCACUGUGUCCUUGCAAACAACAUUCCAGGUGGCGGGGAUAGCGAUCCCCCCGCCCGUCAGCCCCAUGCCAUUCAGCAUGCCCAAGCCAGCGAGUUCCAGCCCUUCCCACCUCAUCCUGGCUUUCUCUGAGCACUUCUUCACCAGCCUCUUCUUCGCCCUGGAAAUAGCUGGAGACUUCAAUAUGACCAUCCCGACCCCGCUGACCACCGCCACCGUGGCACAGAAUAUUACUCAGGUGGGCUCCCUCUUCCAGGAGGACCUACCCGUGAUGCUGCAAGCCGUGUUCAGGAGCUCGCCCCGGGUGGAGCUGGAGGAAGGCAAGGCAGUGCUGAAGCUCUUCCUCACCAUCCACCUCUGGGCAGGAUCACCACCUUUCCAGAGCUUCCUCACCGUGCACGUGGACAUGCCUGCAGAACUCCUCUUCAGCGUCGUUGACACGAAGAUGAUGAUCUCUGCAGCAGCGACAGAGGAGUACGAGCUCAGCCUGGCUGCCUCCGACGUGGGUGCCGUGCCGGCUGCCUUACUGGAGGAGUUAUUCUUGCCCACAAUCCGUAAGGAGGUGCCAGCUCAGGUGAACGCGGUGCUGAGCGAAGGCGUGUUCCUGCCCCACGUCUCCAACUUCACCUACAGGGACGUCAAGGUCGUGAUUCACAAGGACUAUGUCUUGGUCCCCUGCAACCUCCGGCUGAAGGAGACCACUGCGGGCUGA
This is a messenger RNA of Apaloderma vittatum (bar-tailed trogon), 1368 nucleotides long. RefSeq names its product protein TENP-like. The transcript is spliced from 16 exons. The record is from RefSeq and is a predicted model, not a curated record. NCBI's taxonomy places the organism in Eukaryota, Metazoa, Chordata, Aves, Trogoniformes, Trogonidae. Bases 1 to 1368 code for a protein of 455 amino acids. Gene Ontology annotation, molecular function: lipid binding.